Messenger RNA from Solanum dulcamara, 1665 nucleotides. RefSeq names its product protein WHAT'S THIS FACTOR 1 homolog, chloroplastic. Lineage: Eukaryota; Viridiplantae; Streptophyta; Magnoliopsida; Solanales; Solanaceae. The coding region runs from base 80 to 1309 and encodes 409 amino acids. The transcript has a single exon. Gene Ontology annotation, molecular function: RNA binding. The record is from RefSeq and is a predicted model, not a curated record.
UGAUAAUCCUAAAACCCUUUUUGUCAUUCUUAAACCCUUCACUCCAACAUCGAAAAUUCAGAAACUAAACAAUACACAAAUGUCAAUUUGGCGUUUCCUUUAUACCAAAGCCACCACUAUUUCUUCCAAUUCAAAAACCUCACAACAUUUCUCCUUGAACCCUAACUCCACUUUCUCUCUUUUCACUUCCCACUUCAGACAACUUUCCACCUCCUUCCUCGUCACCAAAACCCCUAAGAAAUUCCGUAAGAAACGGAAGAAAAAGGAAUCCCCGCGAACCAAAUUGGUUCAAACUCAACCAAACAUCAACUCCCAUUUCGAAAACAUUCUUUUUCGUGAUACCCAUUUCAGAUUUCUCACUAAAACCAAAGAAUUCCUCUCCAAACAACCCCAUCAUGUCCUCCGCCUUGACGAUGCCGGUAAACUCCAUCAGCAGCUGGGGUUCCCGCGUGGCCGGAAAGUUGUCCGAUCCCUCCAACGACACCCUUCAAUUUUCGAAAUUUAUCGGCAUAAUGAUGGUAAGAUGUGGAUUGGUUUCACUGAUUUAAUGGAACAAUUGUUGGAUGAGGAGGGUAAAGUAAUGAAUGAAAUGGAAAGUGAUAGAGUUAGUGUAGUUAGGAAAUUGUUAAUGAUGUCGAAAGACAAGAGGAUUCCUUUGAGUAAAAUUUAUCAUAAUAGACUUUUAUUUGGUAUACCUGAGGAUUUUAGGGAUAGGAUAAGGAAGUAUGAGGAUUAUUUUAAGGUGGUUGUUGAAGAAGAUGGGAAAAGGGUAGUUGAGCUUGUGAAUUGGGAUCCUACAUUGGCAGUGAGCGCGUUGGAGAAGGAGUAUAUGGUUGAUGAGGAUAAGGUGAAGAAGGCGUUUAAGUUUCCGAUAAAACAUGGGAAAGCAUUGGAUUUGGAUGAAGGUGAUGAAAGGAAGUUAAAUUUGUUGUAUACGUUGCCAUUAGUUUCGCCUUAUUCUGAUGGAAGCAAGCUGGAUUUGUGGACUGUGGAGGCAGAGAAGUUUAGAGUUGGAUUGAUUCAUGAGUUCUUGAGUUUGACAUUGGAGAAGAGAGCUUAUAUACACAACAUUGUGGAGUUCAAGGAAGAGUUUUGUCUUACGAAGCAUACUUAUCAAAUGCUCUUGAAACAGCCUCGGACGUUUUAUUUGGCUGGUACAGAAAUGAAUUGGUCUGUUUUUCUAAAGGAUGCUUAUGGGGAAGACGGGGUUUUGCUAAAUAAGGAUCCGCUGGUGCUGUUCAAUGAGAAACUUUAUAGAUAUGCAGACAUGAAAGUGUUGAAGCCAAGCAGUGAUGUCUAUGAGACAUGAAAAGUUGAAUUAGCUUUUACUUUUAGUGUAACUUAUGGUGAUGAUGGAGCAUCGUAGAGCAGAAUUUACACGAAGAAUACAGAAGAAGAAUUAUGGUGAACCUCGUCCACCUAUGUUAUAUUUCAAAGCAACAUAAAUCUUGAGGUAUCUAGAGUUGUUUCGAGCACUUAUUUACCAUUUUCCUGCUGCCUAUUAUUUUCAGCUAUAAAUUGUGAUCAUACCCGUACUCCAUCAUCUCCAAAAUGUGGAGCAGUAUUACAUUCAUAAUGUAAAAAUUUACUUGUCAGAAGAAGAAAUGCUUUGUAGUGAAAUAUUGCAUUUGAUUGAAUAAGAUAAUAUUCAGUAUUCAAGUAUUA